This is a messenger RNA of Pectinophora gossypiella (pink bollworm), 889 nucleotides long. Its product is annotated as proteasome subunit alpha type-6-like. Gene Ontology annotation, cellular component: proteasome core complex, alpha-subunit complex; cytosol; nucleus. The record is from RefSeq and is a predicted model, not a curated record. Bases 96 to 836 code for a protein of 246 amino acids. NCBI's taxonomy places the organism in Eukaryota, Metazoa, Arthropoda, Insecta, Lepidoptera, Gelechiidae. Gene Ontology annotation, biological process: ubiquitin-dependent protein catabolic process. The transcript has 5 exons.
UAUUAAUGAGAAUUGAAAAUUGAAGUGAGCGAAGAGCGGCUGUCAAAACAAUUUUUAUUAAAACUUAUAGUUUUUAACGAAAUUAUUCAGAUAAAAUGGCACGAGAAAGCAGCGCUGGUUUCGAUAGACAUAUAACAAUCUUUUCACCAGAAGGAAGGCUUUACCAAGUUGAGUAUGCUUUGAAAGCGAUCAACCAGGGCGGGUUGACAUCGGUGGCGCUGCGCGGCGCGGAGGCGGCGGUAGUGGCGGCUCAGCGCAAGGUGCCGGACCGCCUGCUGGACCCCACCUCCGUCACGCAUCUGUUCCGCAUCAAUGACCGCAUCGGCUGUGUCAUGACUGGCAUGAUUGCGGACUCGCGCUCGCAGGUGCAGCGCGCGCGCUACGAGGCGGCCAACUGGCAGUACAAGUACGGCGCCGCCGUGCCGCCGCACGUGCUGUGCCGCCGCGUGGCCGACCUCUCGCAGGUGUACACGCAGAACGCAGAGAUGCGCCCGCUCGGGUGCAGCAUGAUGCUGAUCGCGUAUGACGAGGAGAGCGGUCCGUGCGUGUACAAGACAGACCCGUCGGGCUACUACUGCUCGUACAAGGCGGUGGCGGCGGGCGCCAAGGCCACGGACGCCAACGCCUACCUCGAGAAGAAGCUCAAGAAGCGCGCGGACCUCAGCACCGACGACGCCGUGCAGCUCGCCAUCUCCUGCCUCAGCCAGGUGCUCUCUGUCGACUUCAAGUCCUCCGAGAUCGAGGUCGGCAUCGUCACCAAGCAGAACCCUAACUUCCAGGUGCUUACAGAGACUGAAAUCGACAGACAUCUCACCGCCAUAGCCGAAAAGGAUUGAAAUCAAUAAAAUUGUCUAUCUUAAUUUUUUAAUAAAAUCUCCUAUGAUUACAA